Suillus plorans is the source of this 1089-nucleotide messenger RNA. RefSeq names its product DHHC palmitoyltransferase-domain-containing protein. Lineage: Eukaryota; Fungi; Basidiomycota; Agaricomycetes; Boletales; Suillaceae. The transcript is spliced from 7 exons. Gene Ontology annotation, cellular component: endoplasmic reticulum; Golgi apparatus. The record is from RefSeq and is a predicted model, not a curated record. Gene Ontology annotation, molecular function: protein-cysteine S-palmitoyltransferase activity. Gene Ontology annotation, biological process: peptidyl-L-cysteine S-palmitoylation; protein targeting to membrane. The coding region runs from base 1 to 1089 and encodes 362 amino acids.
AUGUCACGGCCUCAGCCUUUACUCUCCUUCGAGGUAGAUACCUCUGGACAAGACACUUCCCUCAAACACGACGAUUUUGAUUCAGAGGUCCGGAGAACUUGGUAUCAUUACCUACCGCUAUGUUUGCUACUUUUCCUCAUGGUAGCUCCCUAUCCUUCAUUGCUCAUUGUACUCGUAAACCACUAUCUUCUCACAUUGAACAAGCCCACCGCCUUCGUUGUUCAUUUUUUGAUCACUUUUACCCUCGAAUUCCUCGCCUUCGCCUCCCUGAUGGUUUGCGUAGUUCGUGAUCCCGGUCCAGUAUACAUGGACGCUUCCGACCACGAUCCUAUCCAUCAAACUGAAGAUAUGGGCCUCACAGAAGCUUUGAUGACCAUGGAGAAUACUGACGACGACUGUAGUCCUGACAAGUUUUGUCGGAAAUGUUGGGUACCUAAACCGGAGCGUGCGCACCAUUGCAGCGUAUGUGGCCGCUGUGUUUUGAAGAUGGAUCAUCACUGUCCUUGGCUCGGAGCUAAAUGUAUCGGACAUAGAACAUACCCAGCAUUCGUUCACUUCUUGACUUGCAUCACUGCCUUCUCCGCAUACGUCGCUACUAUAUCUAUAUCUGCAGUCUGGUGGUCUUUCGAUAACCCACUUCUGGUGCCGGACGAGUCUACUCCCGUUCAUGAAUUGUUACUCGCCGCUGCUGGCGUGAUUUUCACUCUGGUUGUUGGUUCCUUCUUGGUAUACCAUGUCUACCUCAUCACCACUAACCAGACCACUGUUGAAGCUCUGUCACCAUUCUUGUUAUUGAGAUAUAUUCCUCCGUUACCGGUGUCCAUGAAGUUGUCUGAACCUCCAAUGGAAGAAGAGCUAUCAUACAAUCAACGUAGAGUGGUCCGUGAUGCACAUAGGUUCGUGCGCAUGUACGACGUCGGAUGGCGAAGAAACUGGGCGCAAGUUUUCGGAUGGAGCAAGCCGCGAGGGUGGCUUUAUCUGCUUCUCAUUGGGGGCUCUGUGAAUGGUGAUGGGCGGUCAUUUCCACGCAAUCCACGCUCACAAGAGAUGCUAUCCCAGCUCGCGGCCCGCCUCGAGAAAGAAGCUUGA